GCUGUUCCGGCAGCUGCUGCCGCCGUUCUAAAUCGAUCGCGGAGCAACGGAUCAGUGCCGGAAUCGAUGCCCUCGCCGUUCCUCCCCUUCCCUUAUCCUCGCUUCUCCCCCGGGCACCUGCGCGCGCCCGCCCUAGCGCCAGGCCCCGCAGCAGCCGCAGGCAACGGAGCCUCAGCAGAAAGUUAAUAAGCUAUGGAACGUGUGUUUACUCCGCUGGAAUGUCUGCUUCCCACUGGAAACCUGACAUUUUGCCUAUUGAUUGUUAAUCAGCCUUUGGACAAGAUUACUUUCAUCCUCUGUGGAGAAAAGCUGUUCUAAGAGCUUGUGCUGAUGGAGGUGCUAAUCGCCUGUAUCAUAUCACAGAAGGAAAUCGUGAGAGGUACAUUAAUAAUCGCAUACUUUACCUUUAGUCUUGGCUUCUUGCCUGAUUACAUCAGCGGUGACUUUGAUUCCAUUACGUCUGAAGUCGAGGAAUACUACAAGGUCAAGGGGUGUGAGUUGAUAGAGACACCGGAUCAAGACUUCACUGACUUCACCAAGUGCCUUCAGAUACUCCAGAAAAAGAUAGAAGAAAAAGGUCUCCAGAUUGAUAUGAUUGUGACCUUGGGUGGACUUGGAGGACGCUUUGACCAUGUCAUGGCAUCAGUGGAGACUCUCUUUCAUGCAAAUAAUAUCACUCACACUCCAGUUAUAGUUAUUCAGGACUUCUCCCUCAUCUACCUGCUUCAACCUGGAAAGCACAAAUUGCAUGUAACCACAGGACUUGAAAGUAAGUGGUGUGGCCUCAUUCCAGUUGGGAACCCUUGUGACAACGUUACUACGACGGGUCUAAAAUGGAACCUCACUAACCAUGUGCUAAAGUUUGGAACACUUGUCAGCACUUCAAAUACCUACGAUGAAUCUGGAGUUGUCACCAUAGAAACAGAUAAACCAUUGCUGUGGACAAUGGGUAUCAAAAAUAAGCAAAAUGCUUAAGAUUACAACUGCCUUUUUUUCAGCUGACCGAAGACUUUAAACAUGUUGGAAAAUUUCACUCAUUAAACAGAAACAAUUAUUGUGGCAGGAAUAAAAAAAAUUUUUUUUUUUUUUUGGAAGAGCAGAGGGAAGGGAAAGAUAGUGGAGUUCAAUAAGUCAAGUGUAAAAUCUUUAGGAAUAUAGUAGUGACAAAACUGACUGAAUAUAUCUCAUUCUAGUUCCGUGCCUAGGACACAUGCACUUCCUAAACCAGCAGCACUAAAAGGGACUAAUGGGCAUAGACUGAUCUACUCUUACUCCUUGCAGGAGUGGAUCCAUAUUAGGUUUUAAUAUUACUGUUAAAUCAGUGGUUGAAGAAUCUUUUCUCGAGUCAAAUUUUAAUUGAUUAUGUAUAUUUUUGACUUAUACAAAAUUAGUACAGCAGUAUUGUAAGUAAACCUUUUCCUGUUUAAUGCGACUAGAACAGGCUGAUCUUCUGCUCUGCUGUUUAGUAAGAUAGAUUGUAAGUCUACUUCACUUGAGUUAAUUGCAAAUUUUAAAAGGGAAAAAGUAAUAAAUACCGCUGCAGUGAAGCUCAGAAUAGCAGGCUGAGUAUUUCUUUUAAUGCUGCUGUCUAUGCUGCCAUUUUACUUCUCCUUUUCAGCAUCAGGUACUAUUUACAAACUUCUAAUUAACAGAAGGUAAGCAGCAUUAAACUAAUCAAGUGCUAGUAAACUAAUUAGUGUGCAAGCUUUUAUAGAUUAAAACAUUCAGAUUUGUCACAACUGUAUGAGCUUUGUAGGCAGAAGUUCAUGCAAGUUCUUUAAACAACUGGAUAAAGUUGCAUUUUAAUUUGUAAAAUUUGAAGAGACUGCUGUAAUAACCAAACUGGUAUAUUUUCUUUUAAAGGGUUUGUUAAUUUAAGGUGGCACAGAAUGCAUACAUCAUUGAAUAGAUGCUAAAUACAAUGGUAUAUAACAUUUAGUGUUAAUGUUGGUGUCAAGUUACACCAUCUUGAAAAGCACUGUAAAGACAGUAGUGGAAUCCAAAACUGUUUAGUAAGGAAGGAUAAUGGCCCUCAGCUGAUCUGUAAGUACAUCUAUAAUGUAUGUAUUUUAGUUGUGGCCUCUUAAAGAGUGUUUAGAACAAGAUCUGAUAAAACUAAAAUACUUUUUGUAAGUAAAACCACAGAUCAUGUCAACUCAAAGACUAGAGCAAAAUCUUUUCAGCUUGUUUCAUGCUUCUAGAGCAUUUUAUACAGACAUUCCCUUUGUAGGGGUUCUUCACCCCCCAGGUUACAAGACACAAUAUAGGAAAAUGGCAGUAGGUUAGUGUUUUUAAUCUGAAUAGAUUUAGAGUUGGUUUUUAGUACCACCUAAUGCUGGACCAAAAGUAGUAAUAUGUAAAGAAUUAUUCUACAGCUGAAAGCAGUAAACCAAGAAAGGCAGUUCAGUCACCUUACCUCAUCUUGUACAACUAGCAGCACACAGUGAUAAGUUAUUUACUGAGCCUAGAAAGUUCAAAGAGUCAGUAAAACAAAAUGAGACCAACUCAUAUCAAGCUUGUUUUAAAUCUUAGCCUGGUUUAUAGCAGUAAACAAACAAGAUACAGACUUAUGGAAUAUUAGUAAGCAAAAAAGCCCCCCACACCCACCCCCAUUGUCCAUCACUCCAAACUUCAGGUAACAGAUCUUGAUGAGUGUUCAGCCACCACUGUAGAACAAGAGAAUUUGAUCAGUGUCAAAUAAGACUGCUAUCUUAAGUUACAUCAUCCCAUUCUAACUGGAACAAAGUCCCCAUUAAUGCCUUAAAAACAGCACAGACAUUACACAGCUACUUCUCCAAGACAAUUUUCUUAAUUUGAGGAUCAUGCCACUCUUGCUCCAAAAGGGGUAGUAAACAGAUGUCAGAGGAGUCCUGAAACUUUUGCUGCAAUAUGCGUCCCAACUAGGGAAAUGGUUGAGAACAACUUUUGGCAAAACAAUUGCUAUUUUAACCAAUUAAGAAGCCUUAACUGAAGUGUUUGAAACGUUCAAUAUCAGUGAUUUUUGUAGUGCUACUUACCAGAUUGAUUUAAGGUUCAAUGUUCAUAUGCAAAAGCUUAAUACACAAAUUGUGGUAUACUGUACAAAAGUUAUGAUUAUGUAAAAUUGGAAACACUGCUUUACUUUUAAUAAAAAGGUAUUUUUAAUACUA
Dermochelys coriacea (leatherback sea turtle) is the source of this 3149-nucleotide messenger RNA. RefSeq names its product thiamin pyrophosphokinase 1 (gene TPK1). Gene Ontology annotation, molecular function: ATP binding; thiamine binding; thiamine diphosphokinase activity. The record is from RefSeq and is a predicted model, not a curated record. Bases 331 to 975 code for a protein of 214 amino acids. Gene Ontology annotation, biological process: thiamine metabolic process; thiamine diphosphate biosynthetic process. The transcript is spliced from 9 exons. Lineage: Eukaryota; Metazoa; Chordata; Testudines; Dermochelyidae.